UGCGCGUUUGUGUGUGUGUGUGUGUGUGUGUGUGUGUGUGUGUGUGUGUGUGUGUGUGUGUGUCAGUGUCAGUCACAGCAGAAGGCGAUCAGCUGUCCCACAAUAGACCUGAUCCUGAUCCAGAACCACAACCCAGAGACAGACCGCUGCUGGAGACUGGAUCUGAUCCUUAGAACAGAAGGAACCGUUCUCUGCUCGCUGUAGAACAGAAGGAACCGUUCUCUGCUCGCUGUGGAACAGAAGGAACCGUUCUCUGCUCGCUGUAGAACAGAAGGAACCGUUCUCUGCUCGCUGUGGAACAGAAGGAACCGUUCUCUGCUCGCUGUGGAACAGAAGGAACCGUUCUCUGCUCGCUGUAGAACAGAAGGAACCGUUCUCUGCUCGCUGUGGAACAGAAGGAACCGUUCUCUGCUCGCUGUGGAACAGAAGGAACCGUUCUCUGCUCGCUGUGGAACAGAAGGAACCGUUCUCUGCUCGCUGUAGAACAGAAGGAACCGUUCUCUGCUCGCUGUGGAACAGAAGGAACCGUUCUCUGCUCGCUGUAGAACAGAAGGAACCGUUCUCUGCUCGCUGUGGAACAGAAGGAACCGUUCUCUGCUCGCUGUAGAACAGAAGGAACCGUUCUCUGCUCGCUGUAGAACAGAAGGAACCGUUCUCAGUCAUCAGUGACUGUGUGUUGCAGGAUGGACCUGUCCACCCGGGUGGCCGUGCUGCAGCACCUUGUCCUGAGCUGCGGUUCGAGCACCGUGGAGCAGAGUGUGCAGCAGCUGUGGAGUCUGCUGCUGCUCUGCCUGACCUGCCGGCUGGGCUGCACUCUGGACGUGGCGUCUCCCGUCAGGCACCUGCUGUCGGCGCUGACCGGGCUGUCGGGCCUCCUGCUGUUCUUCGAGCUGCAGGCCGUGUGGAUGCUGCUGCUGGCCGGGCUCUGCUACCUGGGGCUGCUGCUCGGGCCCCGCUCCGGCCGGGGCCUCCUGCUGUCCGCCGUCGUCCUGGUCUACCUGCUCACCGGGGAGCUGCGUCUGGUGGACGUGGUGUCCUGGCACCGGAUUCGAGGCUCUCAGAUGGUGCUGGCCAUGAAGGCCCUCUCCCUGGCCUUUGACCUGGACCGCGGCGCCGUCAGCAGCCUGCCGUCUGCAGCCCAGGUCCUUGGUUACCUGCUCUUCGUGGGAACCGCCGUCUUCGGCCCCUGGAUCAGCUUCUCCGCCUACAGAGACGCCGUGAGCGGCCCCCGCCUGACCGGGUCCUGGCUGUGGGCGGCGGCCCUCUGCCUGCUGAAGAGCCAGCUGUGUCUGCUGGUGUCCACCUGCGUCGCCCCGUACCUGUUCUCCGUGUUCGUGCCGGUCCAGGGAAGCCCGGCCACACAGAGGUGGCUGGACGCCUACGAGAACGCCGUGUCCUUCCACUUCAGCAACUACUUUGUGGGUCACCUGAGCGAAGCUACGAGCAUGCUGGCCGGAGCCGGGUUCAGCGAGGAGAAAGACCACGUCCGGUGGGACCUGCGAGUGGUGAGGCCUCUGAGUGUGGAAGCUCCUCGCUCCAUGGUGCUGGUGGUGACUUCCUGGAACGUCCCCAUGUCCCAGUGGCUGAAAGCCUAUGUCUUCAGAAACGCCAUGAGGCUGGGAACCUUCUCUGCCAUCCUGGUGACGUACACAGCCAGCGCCUUGCUGCACGGCCUGAGUUUCCAUCUGGGAGCCGUCCUUCUCUCUCUGGGAUUCAUCACGUAUGUGGAGCACGUUCUGAGGAAGAAGCUGGCUUCGGUCUUCAGCGCCUGUGUCCUGUCCCGGCCCUGCCCGGCCGCCUGCGGCCACCGGCACAAGACGGAGUUCUGGGUGCUGCUCCUGAACUUGGUUUUCAGCGUUGUGGCCAUCUUCCACCUCACGUACCUGGGUUCCAUGUUCGAUCCCGGACUGGAUGAGCACGAUGUGGAAGAGGGCUACUCAGCAGUCCACACGGUCCAGAGGUGGUCCGACCUGGGCUGGGCCGGGCACUGGCUGCUGCUGGUCUGCUGGCUCCUCUCCCUGCUCCUCUAGUGACAGUCUGGACCAGGUGUGAGGAGGGUCCGCGGGGUCCGCGGGGUCCGCGGGGGUCCGAGUGUCCCCCUGCUUGGAUCACCAUGUUUGGAAUGUGAAGAAGACCAGAAGACCAGACCAGAACCUGGACAUCCUCCAACAUGCUGAACAACAGGACUGCAAGAGAAGAACCAGAGCGGACCCCAACGGACCUGGAUGGACCUGAGCAGACCCGGCAGGCCCUGAAGAGACCUACACAGACCUGAGCAGACCCGGCAGGCCCUGAAGAGACCUACACAGACCUGAGCAGACCCAGCAGGCCCUGAAGAGACCUACACAGACCUGAGCAGACCCAGCAGGCCCUGAAGAGACCUACACAGACCUGAGCAGACCCAGCAGGCCCUGAAGAGACCUACACAGACCUGAGCAGACCCGGCAGGCCCUGAAGAGACCUACACAGACCUGAGCAGACCCAGCAGGCCCUGAAGAGACCUACACAGACCUGAGCAGACCCAGCAGGCCCUGAAGAGACCUACACAGACCUGAGCAGACCCA
This is a messenger RNA of Salarias fasciatus (jewelled blenny), 2564 nucleotides long. Its product is annotated as protein-serine O-palmitoleoyltransferase porcupine-like. NCBI's taxonomy places the organism in Eukaryota, Metazoa, Chordata, Actinopteri, Blenniiformes, Blenniidae. Gene Ontology annotation, molecular function: palmitoleoyltransferase activity; Wnt-protein binding. The transcript is spliced from 13 exons. Gene Ontology annotation, cellular component: membrane; endoplasmic reticulum. Gene Ontology annotation, biological process: protein palmitoylation; Wnt protein secretion; lipid modification. The coding region runs from base 684 to 2030 and encodes 448 amino acids. The record is from RefSeq and is a predicted model, not a curated record.